Messenger RNA from Frankliniella occidentalis (western flower thrips), 1286 nucleotides. Its product is annotated as brachyurin-like. Gene Ontology annotation, molecular function: serine-type endopeptidase activity. Bases 85 to 1023 code for a protein of 312 amino acids. Gene Ontology annotation, biological process: proteolysis. The transcript is spliced from 8 exons. The record is from RefSeq and is a predicted model, not a curated record. Lineage: Eukaryota; Metazoa; Arthropoda; Insecta; Thysanoptera; Thripidae.
GCGACGGUCGCGGCUGGCGCCGGGCCGCCGCGGCCCGCACGGCGCCCGCAGCCACUGUGCGCGGCGCCGGCGCCAGUCGCAGCCAUGGACUACCUGCCCGUCGUCCUCGUGCUGCUGGGGACCUUGUCGUCGUGCUUGGCGGGCGCGCCACGGACCACCACCCCCACCACCACCCCCACCGACGAACUGUCCUUCCAGGCGAUGGUGGCCGCACCAGUGAACUUCUCCAGCGAGAGCCGCAUCGUCGGGGGCCAGGCGGCGAACCCGGGCCAGUUCCCGCACCAGGUGGCGAUGGUCGUCGAGGCGGGCGAGGGCGCCGGCAGAGAGACGAGCUUCUGCGGCGGCUCCAUCCUCACCGAGACCAUCGUCGUGACGGCCGCCCACUGCAUACCGUCAGAGACGCGGAAGAUAACCGUUUACGCCGGGGCAAACAGCAUCCAUGACGAGCCGACAAAGCAGGAGCUGGAGGUUGAUUCGUUCAUCGUUCACGGAGGUUUCUCGAAAUAUCGGAACGACAUCGCUCUGGUCCUCUUGAACACUAGUCUGCAGUUCAAUGAACGUGUUCAAGCGAUUCAGUUGCCGCCGAAGGACGUCGGUGCUCUGGUUGGUUCGAAGGUCGUCAUGAGCGGGUGGGGGCGCACUACUACACACGGCGACAUAUCCCCCGUGCUGCGCUACGUCGAGUCCUACGUGCUGCCAAACCCUGUCUGCCAGCUGCCCUACCUCCUGCUGAUGCAAAUCGACGAAUCGCACGUGUGCGUGUCCGGCCUCUUUAAGAAGGGGACGUGCAUGGGCGACUCGGGCGGGCCGCUCUCGACGAUAAAGGGCAAGGACGGCAACGCCACGCUGGUCGGUAUCACCUCUUUCGGCAUGAAGUACAGCUGCCUGGUGUCCUGGCCGCCCGUGUUCACCAGGGUCGCCUCGUUCCUCGGAUGGAUCGAGGACGGCAUGGAGCAGCUCCAGGGCAAGCGCCGGCCCGAGGGCGUCAAGCACCUGUCCCGGUCCACCACGCGGACACCGUGAUCGUCAAGGGUCAAAAGUUUUUAUCGGCACACGGCUCUGCUGGACUUGACGGGUGUGACGGGUGGUGCGACGGGGUCGCGGCCGCUUCCUGCCUCGAGGCGCAAACAAGCCCACGGGGCCCACAGAUAAGAAGAUGGGCCCAUAUGCCAGCCAGAAGGAUUCCUUGAUUCCUUCUUCUUCGGCCAGGAGGAGAAAUGGACGAGAACGGACGGAAAGUAAUUUCUCAUUGAUAAAUUGAAGAGAGGCAUUGUCCCAGUCUGUGA